AUGCCAUGGAUUCAGCUUGGCCAGCAUGAUCCAACCACCACGCUGACUCCCCCGCCAGCUCCAUUCCCCGAACCCAGCACUCCCGGGGAGCGAGCGACGAUGAGGUUCGCUGUCUGUGGAAACGCGGCGUUCACCGGCGGCGCCGGGGCUCUGGCCCUGGCAUCUGCUCGCGCUCUUCUCGAACACGGUCUGUCCGGCAUAGCGCUCCUUGACCUUCCGCUGGGGCUUGAGAAGAGUGCCGCCGAGAUCGAGACUCUCCGACGAGACUUCCCCGCCGCGAAGGUUAUUACGCAGACCUGUGAUGUCACGGAUGCUGGGGGCAUGAACGACACCGCUCAGCAGGUCCGCGACCAACUGGGUGAUAUCAACAUCCUUUGUUGCUUUGCAGGGAUGGUUAACUGCGUCGACGCGGAGGAUCUUGCCAUCGAGCAAUGGAGGCGCGUGAUGGAUGUAAAUACAACGGGAUCUUGGAUCGCGGCGCAGGCAUUCGGACGACAUAUGAUUUCCAGCGGCCGCGGAGGGAAGAUCGUCCUCGUGGCUUCGAUCAGCGGACAUCGAGUGAACUAUCCUCAACCGCAGGUAGCGUAUAAUGUGUCCAAGGCAGCGGUGCUACAUAUGCGGAGCAGUCUUGCCGCAGAAUGGACGCGGUAUGGGAUCCGGGUCAACUCCAUCUCGCCGGGAUACAUGGAUACGGUGCUUAACGAGGGCGACGACUUAGAGGCGUGGCGACAGAGUUGGGCGGAGCGGAAUCCCAUGCGCAGAAUGGGGUCGACCCAGGAACUGACCGGACCGGUGGUCUUCUUAUGCAGUGAUAUUGGAGGUAGCUACGUGAACGGGGCAGACAUUGUGGUUGACGGUAGGUCUUCCUUUGGUUAG
Molecule: messenger RNA, 876 nt
Organism: Aspergillus affinis
Lineage: Eukaryota; Fungi; Ascomycota; Eurotiomycetes; Eurotiales; Aspergillaceae
Product: oxidoreductase, short chain dehydrogenase/reductase family
Exons: 3
Coding region: 1-876 (291 amino acids)
Cellular component (GO): intracellular anatomical structure
Molecular function (GO): oxidoreductase activity, acting on NAD(P)H, oxygen as acceptor
Source: RefSeq, a predicted model, not a curated record